AUGUUUUGUAAAAUAAAUCUGAAUAUAUGUCUUUAUUAUCUUAUAACGUUGGCUAUACCUGCAUAUGGAAUUGAUACUGAAUUAACUGUUGUCGUCCUAGCUAAUCAACGUGAAUGUUUUCAUGAAAUGCUUGAAAAAGAUGUAACAGUUGAAAUCGAAUAUGAAGUAUUAGCUGGUGGUGAUUCGGACAUAAACUAUUGGUUUUAUUCUCCAGAAAAUCGCAUUUUACAAACGGAAUUUAAAAAACAUGAUGGUCAUCAAACAUUAAAAUUAGAAGAAACCGGAGAAUAUCGUUUCUGUUUUGAUAAUUCCUUUUCACGAUUUAGUCAAAAACACGUUUAUUUCAGUUUAAGAUCUCUUUAUGAACACGGCAAAAGUGAUAAUGUCACAGAGGAUUGGAUGAAUUCAAUUAGUAAAGAUGAACUCGGUGAAUUACAAAGUAAACUCGAAAAUAUUAAAACUUCAUUUCAAUGUAUAUGGGAUAAUAUGGAAAUAGCUCAACGAUACCAAAAUCAUUUAAAAAUCUUUGAAGUACGUGAUCGUGUUGUAAUUGAAAAUAGUUUUCAUCGUGUAAAUUUCUGGUCGAUUAUAAAUUCAAUUCUUAUGUUUAUUGUAACAAUAAUACAAGUUAUAACUAUUCGUAGUUUAUUUGAAAAUAAAUCUGCUUAUGGUAAAUUUUUACGUGGAAGAAAACACUGA
Molecule: messenger RNA, 699 nt
Organism: Rotaria socialis
Lineage: Eukaryota; Metazoa; Rotifera; Eurotatoria; Philodinida; Philodinidae
Source: the annotation of a GenBank genome assembly